UCUCGAUUCUCCCCCUCUCUUUCCUUUUCUUUUUCUUUUUUGUUUUCCCUCGAAGAAAGAAUAAAAAAAUUAAAAAAAAAAAUUCUCCCCUCUCAUGAUUUCUCUCCUCGUUUUCCCUCUCAUAAUCAUGGAUGUAUUAUUUUCUCCUACUAUUGAACGAAGUUAUCUGGAUGCAAGAAGUGGCGAUUUCAAUUGGGUCUGCUUCUAAUUGGAUUAACUGAAGAUGAAGAAUUUAAAAGAGUGGUUUUCCUAUGAGCUAUUGUCUAAAUCAUUACUAUCUGCAAGGCCUUUCAGCUUCUUUUAUGAGGAAUCACUGGAUGGUGAACUUGGCAAUCGAGGUACAACAGUGACAAGAAUGUCAGAAACAUCAACAACUGCUCAUUAUCGUGACACCCAACAAAACAUACUUCGACCUGAGCCUAUCGCAACUGAAGGCUCAGAUCUAGCUCAAUAUAUCAAUAUUGACAGUAACACAGAUACAUUAACCCGACUCGAGGCGCUCCAAAUCAACUUCUUGCGUUUGAUUCAUAGGAUUGGACAAUCUCCAGCAAAUCCUGUGGCAUCUCAGGUCCUAUACCGAUUGCAACUGGCAAGCUUGAUACGAGCUGGUGAAACCAACGUAAAAAGACCUGCACUCAAGUUAGAUAGAGCUAGAGUAAUAGCCUCAAAGCUCGAGGCAGAUGGGCAAUCGGAUCUUGACUUCUCCUUCAAAAUCCUGAUCCUUGGAAAGACGGGUGUUGGCAAGAGUGCAACCAUAAACUCCAUAUUUGAUCAAUCAAUGGCUCCAACUGAUGCAUUCCAACCUGCAACCCACCAGAUUCAGGAGGUUACUGGAACUAUAAAAGGAAUUAAAGUUACAGUAAUUGAUACUCCAGGCCUUUCUUCUUUCCUUCAUAACCAACGAGAGAAUAGAAAAAUCUUGUUUCAAGUGAAAAAGUUAAUCAGAAGAUCACCGCCUGAUGUUGUACUCUAUUUGGACCGGUUAGAUACUGUUAAGCGGGGAGACAGUGAUUGCCGGCUACUGAAGCUAAUAACUGAUGUCUUUGGUGCUUCAAUUUGGUGCAAUGCUAUUAUUGGCAUGACCCAUUGUUCAUCAUCUCCUCCAGAAGGGCCUGAUGGUUAUACUGUGAGUUAUGAAUCAUAUAUUGAUUAUUGCACAAACUUAUUACAGCAUUACAUACAUCAAGCCAUAGAAAGUACUCAGCUUCAGAAUCCAACACUUUUAAUAGAAAACCAUCCUAUGUGUCAAAAAAAUGCUAAAGGUGAAAAAAUUCUGCCCAAUGGCCAAGUUUGGAUGUCUCAGUUGUUACUAUUGUGCACAGCUACCAAGGUUUUGGGGGAUGCAAAUAACAUCCUUAGAUUCCAAGACAGCUUUCAAGUGACAAAGAAAAAGACUAGACUGCCUUCGCUCCCUCAUCUGCUCUCCUCACUUCUCCAUCCAAGAAAUUCUUUGGAAGAUGAACCCGGUGAGCUUUUCAAUGAUAUUGAGGAUGAUGAAUAUGACCAAUUGCCACUGAUUCGUAUUCUGACAAAAUCCCAGUAUAAAAAACUGUCUAAAGAACAGAGAAAGGCCUACCUUGAUGAACUCGAGUAUCGUGAAACACUAUAUUUGAAGAAACAGUGGAAUGAUGAGAUCCGAAGGAGAAAAGAGAACAAUUGUGAUGAUUAUGAAGAUGAUGCUUCUCAGGAGUUAGUGCAGUUGCCCGAUAUUGCUCUCCCAUUAAAUUUUGACCCUGAUUGCCCCGCUCAUAGAUACCGAUGCCUGAUGAGUACUGACAAUCAGUGGCUUAUAAGGCCAGUCCUUAAUUCCCAAGGCUGGGAUCACGAUAUCGGGUUUGAUGGGAUCAACCUCGAAACUACCCAAGAUUUAAAACAGAAUCUCAAAGCUUCAUUUAUGGGACAAAUAAAUAAAGAUAAGGAAGAGUUCAACAUCCAAUCGCAAUGUGCAACACAAUACUCUGAUCAAAAGGGACGAUCAAUAAUCACUGCCAUUGACAUACAGAGUACAGACGACAAUUUGGUUUGUACCAUUCACGGGGAUGCGAAGUUCAAGAACUUGGGGUGUAACUCAUCAGGAGGUGGACUUACACUAACUUCCUUUGCAAAAUCUUGCUUCAUUGGAGGAAAGAUUGAAGACUCGGUUUCAAUCGGGAGGAGGUUUAAGCUCGUGCUGAAUGCUGGAAGAGUAGUUGGUAAUGGCCAAGUAGCUAAUGGUGGGAGUUUGGAGGCAACUAUGAGAGGUAGAGACUACCCAGUGAGAGAUGAGAAAGUGAAGCUCUCUGCAUCGGUUCUUUCGUUUGACAAGGAAGUUGUUUUUGGGGGGAGUCUGGAAACCGACUUCCGGGUGAACCCAAGUGGGAAGAUGUCGGUUAAUGCCAACCUAAACAGUAGGAGUUUGGGUCAGGUUUGUUUGAAGUUCAACACAUCAGAACAUACUGAGAUAGGGUUGAUAGCAGUUGUUUCUUUGCUUCAGACUUUGUUUUGUCGUAGGAGGAGCUCUGACGCUAGUUGAUGGUUUCCGAUGUUUGGAGAUUUUUUUCAUUCCCAGUUGGUAAGGGAAAGUGGGUUAGUGCUGAUCAUUGUAUAGAUGAGGGUAGGCAAAAUAGGAGUUGAGCCAUAGUACAAUUGAUAGUAUCCAAGUUGCGGAUACUGUAAUCCAAUUCUGAAAUUUGGAUUUUGGAAUUGAAAAUUUGUACCGUUGGAUGUCUGACUACCUAGAAAUAAAUUUCCCAAUGAUCUUGAUGUGUUUUCAAUCAGAUAUCAAGGGGUUUAAAAAAAAUGAUGUUAUGAAAAUUCGGAGCUGUUGGUUUUGGCAGCAUGAGACGCAUGGCCAUAGCGCGUUGAAGUCAUUUGAGAGUCCAUUCCUAAGCGGAUGGUUCGUAGUUUGUCACAUUCAAGGUACAGAUUUUUAAUUUCGAUUCCUAGUUUUUAAGUUUGGAUCUUAUAGUAUUUGCAUCUGGGAUACUAUUAGUUGUUAUCGACGUGGAUACAUGGAUAGAAGGGUUUGUUACAUUAAUCACGGAUGAGAUAUUGUUCUUGAUUUUUUCAGGGAAGUUAAAUAUUUUACAUUAA
Molecule: messenger RNA, 3072 nt
Organism: Asparagus officinalis (garden asparagus)
Lineage: Eukaryota; Viridiplantae; Streptophyta; Magnoliopsida; Asparagales; Asparagaceae
Product: translocase of chloroplast 90, chloroplastic-like
Exons: 4
Coding region: 224-2512 (762 amino acids)
Biological process (GO): protein targeting to chloroplast
Cellular component (GO): chloroplast outer membrane
Molecular function (GO): GTP binding
Source: RefSeq, a predicted model, not a curated record